Cuscuta epithymum is the source of this 487-nucleotide messenger RNA. The record is from the annotation of a GenBank genome assembly. Lineage: Eukaryota; Viridiplantae; Streptophyta; Magnoliopsida; Solanales; Convolvulaceae.
UUUCUUCAACACAAAGAGGGAUGUGGUCACUGAUCAAGGAUGUUGAUCAUACCAAGACCACUUGGGCCUUGAGGGUGCGGGUAGUCAGAGCAUACGAGGUGCCUCCUCACUCAAAAGGAGGGGUGACACUCGAGCUGGUGUUGCAUGAUGAACAGGGAGACCGGAUUCACGCUAUCAUAAAAAGGCCACAACUGGAGGCUUACAAGACCAUGAUCAAGGAUCAAGGAAAACAAAUUUAUGCUCUGAUCGGACUAAACUUGCAAGUAUACAAGUGCCGAUGUAGUAAUAAAAUACCGGUAAAUACCGGGUCGAUCCAAAGGGAAAUGGUUGAUAUUAUAAAGUCGAAUAUUGAAUGCAAAAGAUUAUAAAUGGUAUAGUUUUUCAGGAACUUUGUUCUUUGAGGUUGAUUUAAACAAGAAUGAUAAAUACUAAGGCAAUCGGGAUUCACCUAAAUGCUUUAAUAGUUAUUUAAUAAUAGUUCUUCCCC